Molecule: messenger RNA, 1655 nt
Organism: Musa acuminata subsp. malaccensis (wild Malaysian banana)
Lineage: Eukaryota; Viridiplantae; Streptophyta; Magnoliopsida; Zingiberales; Musaceae
Product: protein TORNADO 2
Biological process (GO): mitochondrial translation; auxin-activated signaling pathway
Cellular component (GO): plasmodesma; mitochondrion; plasma membrane
Molecular function (GO): GTP binding; GTPase activity
Source: RefSeq, a predicted model, not a curated record
UUUUCCGUGGCAUGGCGACGCUUGCAUCCUUCUCGAGUCGGUUGGGCGCCGUCGUCCGCGAGCUGGCCUCAAAGAAGGGGCCUGGCGGAUGGUGCGGCCGUCACAUGGCCGCGGCGGAGCGCGCCAUCCUUGACCGGAUCCCCCUCGUCGACCUGGUCGUCGAGGUCCGCGACGCCAGGAUACCAUCAACAUCUGCUUUCAAGUGUCUGAGAAAGGCAUGUUGCUCCCAUAAACAAGUCAUUGUGCUGAACAAGGUGGACUUGGCUGAUAACUUCCUAACAGAGAGAUGGUUGAAACACUUCAAGAACCAGAACUAUAUUACUUACGGACUCAAUGCCCACAAUAAGGAUAGUAUCAAGGAGCUACUAAGAAUUCUACGAGCUAGGGUAAAAGAACUAAAGGUUGGCGAGAGUAAUUACACUGCAACUAUACUGCUGACUGGGAUUCCAAAUGUUGGCAAAUCAGCCAUAGCCAAUAGUAUGCAUCAAAUUGGAAGGAUUGGUGCAGCAGAGAAGGGAAAAUUGAAGCAUGCAGUAGUCAACCCACAUCCUGGGGAAACUAAAGAUAUUAGCAGCUAUAAGAUUGCGAGUCAUCCCAACUUAUAUGUAUUGGAUUCACCUGGUAUUCUUCGACUUAAAAUUGCUCACAAUGAUAUGGGUGCCAAACUAGCCUUGACAGGAGCUAUGGAGGACUUCUUAAUAGGUGAGUAUGAUCUUGCUCGAUAUUUUCUAGCUAUUCUCAACUUGUCAGAGGAAUACAAACGAUGGGAGAAGCUAAAAGAUACUCUAGAUGACACAUUAUCCUCGGUUAGCUUGGAGAAACAUGUGGUGGGCCGUGAAACCGUUCAGAGGAAACCGAGGCAAUAUCCUUCAGAUCAUACACAGGACUUUAUUGUCAAAGAUGUUCGUCAAACCCUAUUCAAGACUAUUUCUUCAUUUGAGGGACAUUUGGAAGAGGAAAAUAACAUGGAGAAAAUUAUUGAAUCUCAGUUUAUAGCGCUGCAAGAGGCUCUAAAAGUUUCUUCGGAGUCAAGUGAGGACAGAUAUAAAGCAGUUGCUGUAAAGUUGUUGAACCUUUAUCGAACUGGAAGGCUUGGCCGUUAUACUUUGGAUCUUGUUUCGACUGAAGUUUGACAACUUAACAUUUGAUAAAAUCUUACUUUCAUGAGAGGUAUCGCGUCGCAUCAGAUUGCAAGAUAACUGGCUUGGGGUGAGAGACGCCAGAUUGUUUGUGAGGGCUUGUGCUCCACUGAAAUCAGCCAAACUAAAAUGUCUCAUGUUCACACAGCAUAGUUAUGGUGAUUCGAUAGCAUAUCCGGAGAGCUGUCUUGUGCUCCUUCCAUCUCACUUGUACGGCACAAAUGCCGCAUGGGAUAUCAAAGAUAGAGAUUUAAAUUGAUCGUGGAAUCUCAAGAAUAGAAUCCGGUGAGCAAAGAAUCGUCCCUUUCCAGCUAGUCUUUCUUGUCAUUGUUUCUUUCUGAGCUAAAAAUUUUAGUCGUCUCAAGGAUUGUAUGGAUCUGAAACAUAAUGACGAUGGUUCCCAACACGUGUAGCCGAUCCAAACUAUGAACGCCAAUGGUAACUGCUGUAGUAUCUGACUUUUAUCAUUAAUUAGAUAGGGGUUUAAGUAUCAUAUGUUAAUAGACUCGAGCAUUA